Amphimedon queenslandica is the source of this 1233-nucleotide messenger RNA. RefSeq names its product espin-like protein. The transcript is spliced from 3 exons. The record is from RefSeq and is a predicted model, not a curated record. NCBI's taxonomy places the organism in Eukaryota, Metazoa, Porifera, Demospongiae, Haplosclerida, Niphatidae. Gene Ontology annotation, molecular function: protein binding. Bases 1 to 1233 code for a protein of 410 amino acids.
AUGAAGCUAGUCCAAUACCUCAUUAAUAAUCAUCAAUUGCCUCUCACAUCAUUUGCAUUACUUGAAGCAGUACUUAGUACUAAACUAUCAUUAAUUAAAUUAUUAGUUAAUGAAUAUAAACUAGAUCCUCAAGUUAAAAAGGGUAACGGUAUACAAGCAGUUGAUUUUGCAGCUAACGUUGGUGCUAUUGAUGUCUUAGAGUAUUUAGUAAAAGAUUGUGGAUGUGAUUUGGAUAGAGUAGGUGAAGCAUACAAUAAGAAUGUGUUUCAUCAUUCUACAACGAAUGGUCAUUUUUCAUUGAUUAAAUAUGUUAUUAAUAAAUAUCCACAAUAUACUAGUCUAUUACAUUCUACUGAUGAUAAAGAUGCUCUACCAAUUCAUUAUGCUUGUGCUAGUGGUGUAAUGCAACUAGUGACAUUUCUAAUUGAUGUAAUGAAAUGUGAUGUCACUACUGAAGAUAAGAAUGGCUUCACUUGUGUCACAUGGGCAUGUUACUCUGGUAAUUUUGGUCUUUUGAAAUUAUUAAUAAAACAACACCACCUUAAUCCUAGAAUAUUAGCCAGAUCAUCAUCACCAGAAGCUGCAUUGAUGGAUGGAGAUGUUCAUAUACUAGAAUGGCUCAAACAAGAGUAUCGUAUUGAUGUAGUCUUAUUUAAGAAUGGUGCAUUACCUUUUCAUGCUGCACAAGACAACCAUCUGUAUUGUUUAAAGUAUUUAUUAAACAAUUAUUCAUUUGAUAUAAAUGCCACUAAACCCACUGAUGAUACUCAACCUACACUCCUUCACAUAGCAUGUCAGGAAGGACAUGUUGCUAUAGUUCUCUACCUCACUAGUCUUCCUCAGUUGGAGGAGCAUCAGUUGGAUCUCACUAUUAAAGAUUACAAUGGAAUGGCUCCAGUUCAUGUAGCCUGUGAAGAAGGAUCAUUGAGUAUAGUCAAGUACAUUAUAGACCAUUCACCAUUAUCUCUUGAUAUGACCGACUCUUUUGGACGCACUCCACUACUUAUUGCAGCUUUCUCUAAGAACCUUCCCAUCAUUCGUUACCUCAACAGUAAAAACUGCAACAUUUCUAUACUGGACGAUAAAGGAUUUAACGUAAUACACAUAUCAGCAAAGGGAGGGUCUUUGGAUAUAUUGAGGUUUUUCAUUGAUGGUGGUUACUGUAAUCCUAAUAUCACUGAUGCUUCUGGUCGUACUCCACUUUAUCUGUAUAUCAUUAGUUGUUUAUACUAA